CACCCACCAUACUCUUAACGACGAUGCCGCCUCGCCCAUCCCUCGCUGCGUUGAGGGGGUACGCCACGGCGGCCGCCAAGCCGGCCGCUAAGGCCGCCUCUUCCCCCGCGCCCGUCUUCCGCUCGCCGUCAGCCGAAGCUAACGUGCCGCGCAUUUACACCGAGCGCAAGGCCUUCCUGUACGACUACUACACCCAUCUCAUGCAGCGCUCCCAGCUCGUCCUGUUGUUCAAGCACGAGAAUCUUACGGUGCCCACGAGUGGCAAGCUGCGUGCAGCCAUUGCCAAAAUACCCGUCCCACGACCGGCAUCUCUGCCCCAAGAACAAGACAUCGAGCGGGCAACUCUAACAGUCACCCGUACUGGCAUCCUUGCGCCCGUAGUGCGCGCUGCGCGACCCAACGCCGACUUCUCCCCCUUGCUCGAUGGACCCACUGCCAUUAUUACCUGCCCAUCUCUCUCGCCCAAAUACGUCAACGCUAUGCUAGGUGCGAUCGAACGCGUCGUCAAGGCCAGCAAGAAGGAGGAGGAUCCUAAGAAAGGGCCCGCGUCGCAGCCCACGUUCACUCUCCUUGCCGGUAUCCUCGAGGGAAACACGCUGCUCAACCCUGCGCAGGUUGUCGAGGCUGCUAAGCUGCCCGAGCUCGACCAGCUGCGUGCUCAGCUCAUCGGGCUGCUGGAGACACCGCAGCGGCAGCUCAUCGGUGUGGUCCAGCAGGCUGGCGGCGGUUCGUUGGUACGCACUCUCCAAGGUCUGGAGGAGAGCCUCAAGGAGAAGGAGGGCAGCGCCGCGCCUUCCUCAUAGUUAUUUCUGCAGGGCAUAGCAUCUCUCCGUUCACCGCAUGUAACGCAUACCAUCCAUGGCCGAAGAAUACAGGCCCCGCAGGCGGGCGGCUACCAACAAUACACCUAGGCUGUCAUGCGCGGCGCAGAGGACGAUAAGUCGGACAGAUCUACCUGUGGAUGCACCAUGU
Molecule: messenger RNA, 972 nt
Organism: Cutaneotrichosporon oleaginosum
Lineage: Eukaryota; Fungi; Basidiomycota; Tremellomycetes; Trichosporonales; Trichosporonaceae
Product: mitochondrial 54S ribosomal protein uL10m
Biological process (GO): translation
Cellular component (GO): mitochondrial large ribosomal subunit
Molecular function (GO): structural constituent of ribosome
Source: RefSeq, a predicted model, not a curated record